AUGUCUUCACAGCUGCAUCGAGUUGAAAAAGAUACUUUAGGUGGAGAAAGAGAGCGUAUGCCAGAACCUUUGAUAAAAGCAUUUGGAAUAUUAAAGAGAGCUGCUGCAACUGUUAAUAUGACCUAUGGACUUGAUACAAAAAUAGGUAACUCCAUCGUUCAAGCUGCUGAUGAGGUUAUUGGAGGAAAACUUAUGGAGCAUUUUCCAUUAGUGGUUUGGCAAACAGGAUCUGGAACUCAAACAAAUAUGAAUGUUAACGAGGUUAUUGCAAAUAGAGCCAUUGAAUUAUUAGGCGGACAACUUGGUAGUAAAAAUCCAGUUCAUCCUAAUGAUCAUGUUAAUAUGAGCCAAUCUUCCAAUGACACUUUCCCAACAGCAAUGCAUGUUUCUUCUUCAAUAGAGAUUAAUAAAUCACUUAUUCCUGAAUUGACCAAUUUACGUGAUGCCCUUGCUGAAAAAUCAAAAGAUUUUGGAAAAAUUAUUAAAAUAGGAAGAACUCAUUUACAAGAUGCUACACCACUUACUCUUGGUGAUGAAUUUUCUGGUUAUGUGCAACAAUUAACAUUUGGUAUAGAAAGAAUUAAAUGUACCUUACCAAGAUUAUAUUAUUUGGCUCAAGGUGGUACUGCAGUUGGUACAGGUUUAAAUACACGUAAAGGUUUUGAUGUCAAUAUAGCAAAUGAAAUUUCAAAAAUUACUGGGCUCCCUUUCCAAACUGCACCCAAUAAAUUUGAAGCAUUAGCUGCUCAUGAUGCCAUAGUUGAAGCGAGUGGUGCUCUUAAUACAGUUGCAGUUUCUUUAACAAAGAUUGCUAAUGACAUACGACUUCUAGAAAUUUCACUGCCUGAAAAUGAACCUGGGUCUUCCAUUAUGCCUGGUAAAGUCAAUCCAACACAAUGUGAAGCCAUGACAAUGGUUGCUGCACAAGUUAUGGGUAAUCAUACUACAAUCACAAUAUCUGGAUCAAAUGGUCAUUUCGAAUUGAAUGUCUACAAGCCAGUUUUAAUCAAAAACCUCCUUCACUCAAUUCGUAUUCUCUCUGAUGCAUGCCGAUCAUUUAGAAAAAAUUGUGUUGUUGGAAUUAAAGCGAAUGAAGAAAGAAUUGAUAAGGUCAUGCAUGAAAGUUUGAUGUUGGUAACUGCAUUGAAUCCAUUUAUCGGAUAUGAUAAUGCUGCUGCUGUCGCUAAGAAAGCUUAUAAAGAAAAUACAACGCUUAAAGAAGCAGCAAUUAAAUUAGGUGUAUUAACUUCUGAACAAUUUGAUCAAUGGGUGAAACCUGAAAAUAUGAUUGGUCCAAAAUAA
Molecule: messenger RNA, 1302 nt
Organism: Entrophospora candida
Lineage: Eukaryota; Fungi; Glomeromycota; Glomeromycetes; Entrophosporales; Entrophosporaceae
Source: the annotation of a GenBank genome assembly